AUGGCAAAAACCUCUGAAAGCGUCCACAGCCUCAGGACGCAGAAAGGGAUCACUCGAAUCACAUCGGAUAACGAUGACUCUAUGAUAAACAAGAAACUGCCAAAGGAACUUUUACUCAGAGUUUUCUCAUACCUGGAUGUUGUCAGCCUCUGUCGAUGUGCCCAGGUGUCCAAGUACUGGAACAUUUUGGCACUAGAUGGCAGCAACUGGCAAAGGGUCGACCUGUUUGAGUUUCAAUGCGAUAUAGAGGGCGUUGUUCUGGAGAAUCUGUCGAAAAGGUGCGGAGGCUUUCUAAAGAAGCUCAGUCUACUUGGAUGCCAGAUCGUAGGAGAUGGUGCUAUGAGGACGUUUGCGGCAGAAUGUAACAACAUAGAGGAGUUGACUCUAACAAACUGUAAGAAGAUUUCGGACAGUACGUGUGGAAGUCUAAGUCGGCACUGCAAGAAAUUACGGGUUUUAAAGUUGGAUUCCUGCGCGCAGAUCACAGAUAACUCCUUGAAGGCACUAGGAGAGGGUUGCCAGGGGCUGGAACAAGUGAACAUAUCCUGGUGUCACAAGAUCUCUGACAAUGGACUCACAUCCCUGGCUAAAGGAUGUCUCAAACUACAUCUACUAAUAGUCAAAGGCUGCCCCCAGGGUAUUGCGGACGAGGGCAUGCAGAACGUAGCUGAGGGCUGUCACAAGCUGGAGUUUCUCUGCAUAUCCGGCUGUACGGCUCUCACGGAUGCCUCGCUGGUGGCACUCGGGCAAGGUUGCACGGAGCUGAGGACGCUGGAGAUGGCAGGAUGCAAUCAAUUUCAGGAUGCUGGUUUUCAGUCCCUAGCCAGGUCCUGUCAUGAGCUUCGUCGACUGGACAUGGAGGAGUGCGUACUCAUCACAGAUGCUACGCUAGGCCACCUGUCCAUGGGCUGUCCCAAGCUAGAGAAGCUGGCAUCCGUGCAGGUCAGUGCGAAACCCACGUUAGCAACGCCCUGCGACGUUUUUUCGCCACGGACGACCGUGCACGCCAUCUGGCGGGGACAUCUGCCCCCGACGUUCGCCGGCGGAAAUCGGCUCGACGUCCGAAAACGUGCGAACUCGGCCGCGCGAGAAUGCGAGGUGGCGAUCGACCACCAGCAUGUGCCGAUGCGUCGUAAGUUUCAAGGUGCAGAUAUAGCUAUUAACGACCACGAUUACGACACCAGCUCCCAGUAG
Molecule: messenger RNA, 1194 nt
Organism: Priapulus caudatus
Lineage: Eukaryota; Metazoa; Priapulida; Priapulimorpha; Priapulimorphida; Priapulidae
Product: F-box/LRR-repeat protein 20-like
Exons: 12
Coding region: 1-1194 (397 amino acids)
Biological process (GO): SCF-dependent proteasomal ubiquitin-dependent protein catabolic process
Cellular component (GO): SCF ubiquitin ligase complex
Molecular function (GO): protein binding
Source: RefSeq, a predicted model, not a curated record